AUGACGAAGACGAAGACGGCGACGGUGAAGGAGCCGCCGCAACGCCUCGAUAUCGCCGACUUGGGAAUUGACAAAGAGGAUGACGAUUACGCAGAUGGCGUUGCUUGUGUGAAGGAAUACUGGAAAAGCGCGCACGAUAUGACUGAAGAGGAUCGCCAGAAGUUCUGCACCCUAAUGCGCACCCGCGGCAAUUGGAAACACGUCGCGUCCUCUCGAAAACAGCCUUCGGGACACCGCAUUUACAAGAAUGCCACAGGCAAAACGAUUCCGGGCCUCCUCGUUAUCAGAGCGUUGUACAAAUACGUGCCAGCAGAAUUUACACAGCGGAUACGGGAGUCGGCGUUGCGAAUUCCAAACAAAGAUCGAACACGGGAUUAUCUCGCCGCCUACCCAGACACCGUGCUGCCAAGACCAUGGAGCUACGAUACUGAUGAGGCAAAAACCUAUCAGGCAACGUGGCCUGCUCUCAGAACUAUUCCAAGCAGAUACAGAAAGAAAUCUACCCGCACAACUGGUCAGCAGGCCCCCCAAACCGGUCAAACUCUCCAGACGACUGCUCAACCGCAGCAAGUCGCUCCUCAAACCGCUCCGGCUCUCCUAACGACUGCUCAGCCGCAGCAAGUCGCUCCCCAGACUGCUCAAGCGGUUCAGACAACGCGCCAGGCACAGCAAGUCGUUCCUCCAAGCGUGCCCGCUCUUCAUGCGACGGUUCAACCGCAGCAAGUCGCUCCUCAAACCGCUCCGGCUCUCCUAACGACUGCUCAGCCGCAGCAAGUCGCUCCCCAGACUGCUCAAGCGGUUCAGACAACGCGCCAGGCACAGCCAGCCGUUCCUCAAACCGUCAUCCAGGAACAACCCGCUCUCCAGGCCGCCCGCAAUGCGUUGAUCAUGCCUGGUGUUGCCCUCCCGCUGUCACCACAGUCAGAUAUACACGACAAUACCACGACCGCGCCAGCCAGAGAUAUCUUUGCCGAUCUGCUCGGAAUGGGAAGACUACAGUCGGAUUCGCCCACAGAGUCGCUUCCCUCGCCGCCCUCGCGCCCCCCGCCGUCGCCUUUCGCGCCCCCAGAGCUCGCUCAAACGACCUUGCCGAGCGGCUUCACCACAGCAAACACGCAGGGCCAACGACGGACUUAUGAGGAAGCCUUCGGCAACGACAUCCGUGAAAACGAUGCAGGCAGAGGCAGAAAUGCCUUUACGCAGCCAUAUGCCAAUGCGACGACGCCACUUUCCAACACAGCGGCAACAAUGGCAACGCCUUACGCUCCCGCGGCAAACCAACUACCGCUAUCAGCUGCACCUGUUUCGACGCCAGAGAUGCUACGUGACGGCAUGGUUUUCAGACCCCUUUCCGUCCUUCACCAACAACAACCGCCGACACCGUUGGACGGAACUUACAACGCUCUAGUGCAGCGGGAUGCGGAGCAGCGGGCGUGGUUGUCGGCCCUGACGACUGACGUGCAGCAGCUGGCUUGGAUUCUAUCUAGACGUACACAGUGA
Messenger RNA from Trichoderma breve, 1500 nucleotides. RefSeq lists its product as uncharacterized. The transcript has a single exon. The record is from RefSeq and is a predicted model, not a curated record. The coding region runs from base 1 to 1500 and encodes 499 amino acids. NCBI's taxonomy places the organism in Eukaryota, Fungi, Ascomycota, Sordariomycetes, Hypocreales, Hypocreaceae.